Lathyrus sativus (Indian pea) is the source of this 429-nucleotide messenger RNA. The record is from the annotation of a GenBank genome assembly. NCBI's taxonomy places the organism in Eukaryota, Viridiplantae, Streptophyta, Magnoliopsida, Fabales, Fabaceae.
AUGGCUUCUUCGGAAUCUCACCACAAGACAGGGAGUGGGGAAACGAAGAAGCACUCAACGAGCGAGCUUAUGGCAAGCGCAAAACUGGUAGCAGAGGCAGCACAGUCAGGUUUCGGACCAGGACCUGAUGGGAAGGCGAUGGACAAAGGGAAGGUGGCUGAUGCAGCUGGGGAUCUUCUAGAUGCAAUUGGUGAUUAUGCUAAAUUGGAUGAUCAGAAAGGGUUAGGACAGUACGUUGACAAGGCUGCUGAUUAUCUUCAUCGCUAUCAUCCCACCACAACCGCCGCCGCCACGGCUGAUCAUCCAACUUCCAAACCAGAUCACCACAAAAGCAAUGAUGCUGCCAAAACCGACGGUGGAGAAUCAGGUGGACAUGGCCAUGGACUUGGUGAUUUUGCAAAGGCUGCCGGUGGUUUCUUUCAUAAAUGA